UCCAAUUCAGUACCAUUCCAGUACCACUCUUUCGGUAGGGCGGUACCAGUGUAAAUACUGUGAAUCAGUAAAUAUAUAACCGUGUAUAUAACAGUGUAAUUUGAAAACUAUAGUGAAAAAUAAUAAACAGUAACAGUUUUUAUGUUCAUAUUUUUAUUUAAAUUUAAUUUUAAAUUUAAAAGUUUAUUGAAAAUGGGUAGAGAAAAGCACCCAGUGCAUAAAUACUUUUCAAAAACAACCGUUGACGGGAAAAAUGGCAAACAAAAUAUAAAAGCAACUUGCAAUUUUUGCAAGUGGAUUUCCGUUAACAAUACCACAAGACUAAUUAAACACAUUCAAUUGUGUUUGAAAUGUUCUCAAGUUAUUAAAAAUACAAUCAGUGGGGAUAGAUCAAUCAAUGAUCGGGACGAAAAUGAAUCUACCACUGAAAUUGAAAAUGAUACUGAUGAAAAUUCAAAUUUAUCUGCUCAUUCAGUUGCAAAAAAAUUUAAAUUGCAUGAAACAAUGGAGACAUACGUUACUCGGGACAAACAUGUAACAGAUAUUCAACAAAAAGAAUUAGUCACUUUGAUGGCCAGAGCAGUUUAUUGUUCCAGCACUCCUCUCUCGAUUGUGGAAAACACAUUUUGGAUUCAGUUCUUUAAUAAAUUGAAACCAUCUUUUACACUCCCAUCUCGUUAUGAUCUGUCUAAUAGUUUAUUAGACUCAGAGUUUUCCCGUAUUCAAAAUACUAUAGGAGAAAAAAUUGCAGCUUCCUUGUCUUUGGCAAUUCAAAUGGUUGGCUGGUCCAAUAUUAGAAGACAAGGAAUUAUCAAUGUAAUUUUAAACACACCGGAACCCUUUUUUUACAAAACAAUCCCUACUGGGGCUGAGCACCAUACGGGAGACAAUAUUGCAGACAUUAUGUUUUCAAUAAUUGAAGAAGUUGUCCCUAUAAAAAUUACGGGAUUAGUAACAGAUAAUGCUGCCUAUAUGAAGUUAGCUUGGAAAAUCGUACAAGAAAGAUAUCCACACAUUACGCCUUACGGGUGUCUACUACACGGAUUACAUCUGUUUUUCAAAGAUAUUUGUUCUCAAGCUGUCUUUGAUGAAGUAAAAAAUCAUUGAACAAAUAUUGCCAGAGAAAUAAAAAGUAGUCAAAUUUUGUUAGCAGUUUUUAAUGAAAAACAACAGCAGGUCAAAGAAGCGUCAAAAAGAUCAGGAUCUACUAUUCAACAAUCUUCACUGCAACUACCAGGAAAGACAAGGUUCGGCAGUGUAUUUUUUUGUAUGAACAGUGUUCGAAUAAACAGGUCUGCACUUCGUGAGCUCUGCGUAGAUCACAGAGUUGAAACUAUUUUAAGUGGAAAUUUAAAACACUUGAUUCUAAAUACUAAUUUGUGGGAUGUUUUAAGUGAAUGCGUUUCACUUUUAAAACCGAUAAUUUCCUGGCUUCACAUUAUCGAAAGCGAUGAUUCGAAAAUGAGUUUAUCAUGUACAGUCUUCUUGAAUAUAAGAAGGCAUGUUCAGGGGAUGAGAAAUUCAAAUCUCUUAAUGAAUUAUUACGCUAAAACCAAUGAAAUUUUAGAAGAUAGGUGCGAAUUUUGCAUAAAGCCAAUUCAUUAUUUAGCGAAUUUGUUAGAUCCCUCAAAACGUGGUGAAGAUCUUAUAGACCAGGAACUACUGGAAGCUUUCGAAUGUUUGACAAGACUUUCAGAAUUUUAUUCGGAAAGUGAAGGUAUUUCUGUAGAGGAUGUGCUGACAGACUGCAAUAUGUUCAGAUUAAAAGAAGGAAUCUGGCAGAAAGAUUCCUUAAAUCUGACUAUUAAUAAAAUGUCUCCAUAUAUGUGGUGGAAAUCUUGCUACGUUGGAAAAUCGCUCAGAAAAAUAGCAUUAAAAGUUUUAAGUUUACCGCCCACGUCUGCAGCUUGUGAACGUACAAAUAGUACUUACAAAAACGUACAUAAUAAGACUACAAAUCGUCUCUCAACUGAAAGAGCAGGAAAAAUUACAUAUAUUAAACAAAAUAUGCUGUUUUUAAAUCCUAAAAAUAAGCCUUCAAGAGUUCUUCCAAAUUAUCAAGAAGAAGAGUUAGUUGAAAUAGAGCUGUCCGAUAGCGAAAUGGAAGCUCAAUUCGUGGAGCAGAUCGAUGAGUUGGAAGAAGAGUAACAUUAAAAUGUUAACUUAGGCAUACUAAAAUAUUUUACGACUGUUUUUGUUACUAAACUAAAAUGCUUUUUUUGUUAUUUAGUUUUCAACAUUUAAUU
Molecule: messenger RNA, 2246 nt
Organism: Leptopilina boulardi
Lineage: Eukaryota; Metazoa; Arthropoda; Insecta; Hymenoptera; Figitidae
Exons: 4
Coding region: 1270-2148 (292 amino acids)
Molecular function (GO): protein dimerization activity
Source: RefSeq, a predicted model, not a curated record